Varanus komodoensis (Komodo dragon) is the source of this 4833-nucleotide messenger RNA. It is a transcript of the gene TAF3, whose product is annotated as TATA-box binding protein associated factor 3. Gene Ontology annotation, cellular component: transcription factor TFIID complex. The record is from RefSeq and is a predicted model, not a curated record. Bases 21 to 2792 code for a protein of 923 amino acids. Lineage: Eukaryota; Metazoa; Chordata; Lepidosauria; Squamata; Varanidae. Gene Ontology annotation, molecular function: protein heterodimerization activity. The transcript has 7 exons.
CCAGCCGGCGAGCGGCGAGGAUGUGCGAGAGCUACUCGCGGUGGCUGCUGCGCGUGUCGGUGGCGCAGGUGUGCCAGGCGCUGGGCUGGGACGCGGUGCAGCUCUCGGCGUGCGACCUGCUCACCGACGUGCUGCAGCGCUACCUGCACUCGCUGGGCCGCGGCUGCCGGCGCUACUGCGAGCUCUAUGGCCGGACAGAUCCAAUUUUGGAGGACGUAGGUGAAGCCUUCAAGCUUAUGGGGGUCAGCCUGCAUGAACUGGAAGAUUACAUCCUCAACAUAGAGCCAGUCACUUUUGCACAUCAAAUCCCCGCAUUCCCUGUCAGCAAGAAUAAUGUCCUGCAGUUCCCCCAGCCUGGAAGCAAAGAUGCGGAAGAGAGGAAAGAGUAUAUUCCCGAUUACAUGCCACCUAUCGUCUCUUCUCAAGAAGAGGAAGAAGAGGAGCAGGUUCCAACUGACGGAGGAACUUCAGCAGAAGCCAUGCAGGUUCCUUUGGAGGAGGAAGGAGAGAUGGAAGAAGAUGAAGCUGUUAAUGAUGAAAAUUACUUAAGCAAGAGGCCACUAGAAAGUCCAGAAUCUGAGGAAAUGCCUGCUAUUAAGCGGCCAAAACUGGCUCCUAUGAAAGGAGAUGCUCUGGAUGGGGCAGUGGAGCCGCGUGAACCUCUUAGUUCAAUAAACGCCCAGAAAGUGCCACCAAUGCUUUCCCCAGUUUGUGUUCAGGUUAGUGCUGAUUUGGUUCCACCAUCCCCAGAACCUCCCAUAUUGGCUCCCAUUGCAAAAUCACAGUUGCCUGUUUCCAAACCAUUAGAAUCAAGAGCAUUUGCACCUAAAGCAAAGGUGAAAACAAGUUCUCCGGGGCAGAAGACUAAAAUGCCUAAAGUUCCUCCAUCUCCAGCAGUUACUGGAAGCCCCAUUCGCUCACCAAAAACUGGACCGAAAGAAAAGAAAUCACCAGGCCGAACCAAGAGCCCCAGAAGCCCUAAGAGUCCAAAAGUUCCAGCUCAUGCUCCCCCAGUUCCUCCAGCCAAGCCGGAGACACCAAGCAGAACUCCCUUGGCAGCAUUAAGUGAGAAAAUGGGGAAGGAGAAUAUCCAAGUAAAACAAGGUUUGACCCCAGCUGACCCCGGAAAGCCCCACACUGAGAAUCCAACCAAGAAAGUGGCAGUGACUGAUAAGACAAUUGAUGAUUCUAUUGAUGCGGUAAUUGCCCGAGCAUGUGCUGAACGGGAUCCUGAUCCAUUUGAGUUUUCCUCAGGGUCAGAAUCGGAAGGGGAUAUUUUUACCAGCCCUAAACGAAUCUCUGUGUCAGAGACUACAGCACCUAAAGCUUCUGUUUCAGCCAAUAGCAGUUUAAAUAAAGCAGGAAGCACCCCUGUUCCUCCCUCUGGUGGAACAUCAAGUUCAGACAUUUCAUGGACAAUGGAUGACUCAAUAGACGAGGUCAUUCGAAAAGCAAACAUGGGUAUUCCUGCUAAUUUACCUUCAAACUUCCCUUAUUUUUCAUCUCCUUCUGCUUCUCCACCAACGCCAGAACCUCUGCUCAAAGUUUAUGAGGAGAAAACUAAGCUGGCUUCAUCUGUAGAAGUGAAAAAAAAACUGAAAAAAGAACCAAAGACAAAAAUGAAAAAGAAAGAGAAGCAGAAGGACAAGGAGAAAAUCAAAGAGAAAAACAAAGACAAGGAGAAAAACAAGGAGAAGGAUAAAGACAAGGAAGGAGGUAAGGACUCAAAAUUUCCAUGGAAGAAUCUCAUUCGAGAUGACAAUUUGGACGCUUACAAGUACGAAACAAAGGACUUUGAUGAUGACCCCAAAGUAAAGGUAAAAGAUGGCAGUACUAAAAAAGAUCGUGAGAAACAUAAAGAUAAGAAGAAAGAGAAAGAGAAAGGAAAGAAAGAUAAAGAAAAGAAAGACAAACAGAAGGUUAAGGAUAAAAAUAAAGACAAGGUGAAAGCCCCUCUGGUUUUGCCUGCCAAAGACUUGCCCAUGGCCUUGUUCAGCACUCCAGCCAUGAAACUCCCAUCACUGAUGCCUCCGCUCUCGUCAGUACUUCCAGAAAAACUAUUUGAGGAGAAAGAGAAACCCAAAGAAAAGAAAAAAGAUAAGAAGGAGAAGAAGAAGAAGAAAGAGAGAGAGAAGGACAAGGAGAAGGAAAAGAAGGAGAAGGAGAAGGAGAAGAAGGAAAGGGAGAAGAAGGAGAAGGAGAAAGAGAAGCACAAACAUGAAAAACAGAUCAAAGUGGAACCUGUUGUUCCUGCACCAUCUCACGUGAUUCCCAGGCUGACACUGAAAGUUGGGGCUGGGCAGGACAAGAUUGUCAUCAGCAAGGUGGUGUCCACCCCAGAGGCUAAGCCAUCGGCGCUCCAAGCUCGACCCAAGACGCCACCCCCUCCAGCAAUUCCUGCACCGGCCCCCAUCCAUGUCACCCCUCCUCCUCCUCCAGUAGUCCCCCCUCUGCCCCCGGCCACCAUAUCCCCAGCUCUUAUUCCACCACUGUCUCCAGCCGUGUCUGCUGUGGGGGGCACCAAACCGCCGGUUCGGAGUGUGGUGACAGAGACUGUCAGCAAUUAUGUGAUCCGAGACGAAUGGGGCAACAAGAUCUGGAUCUGCCCUGGCUGCGAGAAGCCGGAUGACGGCAGCCCGAUGAUCGGUUGUGACGACUGCGAUGACUGGUAUCACUGGCCAUGUGUCGGGAUUACGGCCGCUCCCCCAGAAGAAAUGCAGUGGUUCUGCUCCAGGUGCGCCAGCAAAAAGAAGGACAAAAAGCAUAAGAAGUGGAAGCACAAAGCGCACUGAAGCCCCUGCGGAGAUUUGCUGGACUGUCGCUUCAGCCCCCUGCCCUGGCGCCUUUUCUGGAGAGAUUCGAGCAGGCUUCUGCCGCCAUCGAGUUUGGAGGAUUACAGUUCUUGAGCAAACCAGGAACAAAAGUGCGUAGAGUCUGCCCUGAGCCUCUUCUCUCCUCCUCAGGCGGUGUGGACCUUGACCAAGAGCGGCCUGCCACAGACUCACCGACACAAGAACCAUGAACUGAGCCACCUAGGUCUCGAGGCGGUGAACGCUCUGUUGCUCCACAGCAGCAGUGACGCUUGUAAAUAUUGCUUUUUCCUCACCUGCGUCUCUUUGAGAAACUGGAGAGACUCACAAACGGAAGCAGCGGUCCUUUGGGAGCUACUUGAACAAUUUCUGCAGCUCUCGGCAUCCUCCCGCGUAGCCAGAUAAUCAUAAAUGACAUAGAGUGGAGUGAGUGGCUGGUAAAUAUUUUUCUGAUAAGAAUGUGUGAAGCUUUUCCUCCCACUCUUUUUCUCCCCCAGCCCCUUCCAAUUUUUAGGACCUCACAUAAAUAAACAUGCUUUAGCUUUUUGUGAAAUAACUUCUAUUUUUCUUAAGAAAAGGAAAGUUUCUAUUGUGGCCAUUUUUCUUAUUUUGCACGUGUGUUUCUUUUGCUUGUAAUAUAUGACCGACUUCCCUCCCACUGCCCGUGUGUCCCCAGGUCAUUCACAUGAAUAGAUUUUUAUUCAAGUUGGUGUCUGCAAGGAGCCAUUGGUUAUUUUCAAAUUUUGGGACAGGAUUUUUUUUUAGUGUACAGCUGGACUAACUUCUAGAAUCAUAUAAGAUUAUACGUCUUUCUGGAAUGGUGGGGGAGGGAAUUAGAAAAUACUUACACCUUGUCUUCAGCACUGCUUUUCUCAAGCUACAUUUUAAGAUGUGGGUUAAUUCUAUCAAGUUAUACCUGAACCAAAAGGUAUUUACCUAUGUGAAAAUUGCGAGAAGGACUGAUCCAUACCUACCUUCAUUUCUGAGUUGGGGUACAAAAGGGACCUGAGCUUAAAUGCUAGGAUGCAUUCACAGUCAUGGCAGCUGCGUCUGGCACAUGUGUGCACACACCGCAGUGGCCAAGUUUCCCUUCAAAGUCCUCAGAUGCAGCACUCCGAAUUGAAGGGAGACUCAGUUCCUUAAAUGCCUAGGCACCAUUUGAAAUAGUGCCAUGCACGAGUUUUCUCUCUCAACUUCAGGAAUUGUUUUGACUUAAGGUAAAAAAGGGUGUAAAAGAAUAAAAUCAUACGUGUAGAAGAUGGUUUAGGAUGAAGACAGAACUGGUUCCUUCUUCCUCUCAUGAAUUUCAGGAGGGCCAGCCAGACAUCCAACAAGGCCCGGCUUCCAUUCCUCAGUUGGUCUGGGGUAGACCAGUUGUAAUCUCUCCUUCAAAGAUGGUGCUUUAACUAUGUCCCUGCCAUGCCGGGAAGGUGCCACACUUCCUUGAACCUGGAAACUGCAGCGCAUCUUCUUCCUGAAUAACAUGUGCCUGCAAACAUACACCUUCAGAGGCGCUGCGAGUGAUUGCAAGACCGUACGUGUUCCAUUAAAACAUUGGCAGACGCCGUUUUCAAAUAACAUCAGCCAGUAUUCUGUACCUAACACCCCAAUGCCAGAAAAUGCAUUAGCUGUAUAAAAACAGAGAAGUUUGCCAGAUCUGAGAGUCGCAAAAAGAAUGUUAAACUGGAAUCGCCCCCUUGUUUUCAAAUCAUUGUCUGUCUGCCACCAGUCCGACUGCACCCACGCUUGUUUGAGUCAGUAGUGUGGGAACCACGCGUCUUUCAUUUUUGAGCUGUAAUUCUUUUGUGAAUCUUUCACAUAAAUGCUGCAUUUUGAAGACAGACACAGUAUGUUCCUGAGAUGUACAUUAUCCAUGUCCCUUGUCAGAGGACAAGAAAACUUAAGUUGUCAUAAGAUCUGUAAACAUUGCUGGAUAAACAUUCUAGUCCAUUUCUUGGAGUGGGAAGUAACUCUUGUAUACAUGUGCAUCCUAUAUUCCGCAUUACAUUUAAGGAAGUAUAAA